AAUUUUUUGUGGCCUGUGAGUAAACUUUAUGUAUGUAUUAUUGUAUGUAUGCAUAUUUAUAUCAUGCCCAUCUCUCAAAUGGCAUUAACAUGGUAAACCAACAAUGGCAGAUACCAGCACUCCAAGAGCCAUAACUUGCAAAGCCGCCGUCGUGUGGAAUCCAUCGGAGCCGUUGAAGGUUGAAGAGGUUCAAGUGGAUCCACCAAACUCAACUCAAGUUAGGAUCAAGGUGUUGUAUGCCAGCAUGUGCCACACAGACAUCACAUAUUGGAAUGGCUACAAUAUCGGUCCUCUGUUCCCCAGGAUCCUUGGACACGAAGGGGCGGGUGUGAUUGAGAGUGUUGGGGAAGAAGUGAAGGACCUCAAGGUGGGAGACAAUGUGAUGCUACUCUAUGUUGGAGAGUGUGGGGAAUGCUCGAACUGCGCAUCGGAGAAGACGAAUUUAUGCUCCCGGUAUCCUCUAUUAGGAAGUGAUGAUGGGACAUCAAGAAUUUAUUCUAAAGGGCAGAGGAUGUAUCGAAUGUUUAGCAGCUCGACCUGGGCUGAGUACGCGGUUGUUGAGUCCAACUACGUGGUUAAGGUAGAUCCGAGGAUGCCGUUGUCCCAUGCCUGUCUCCUUACCUGUGGUUUCACAACAGGUUAUGGUGGAGUGUGGAAAGCACUCAAAGUUGAAAAGGGUUCAAGUGUUGCUGUAUUAGGCCUUGGUGCUGUUGGACUUGGAGCUGUAAAGGCAUCACAAAUCUUAGGAGCCUCGAAGAUAUUUGGGAUCGAUAUCAAUGAUACGAAACGCGACAAGGCAAUAGCGUUCGGGGUUACUGACUUUGUAAAUCCUAAGCAUUCUGGUAAACCUAUAUCACAACUGAUCCAAGAGGCCACUGGUGGGCUGGGAGUGGAUUACUGCUUUGAAUGCACCGGUGUUGCUUCCGUCAUAAACGAAGCCACUGCAAGCACAAAAAUGGGAGUCGGGGAGACAUUGUUGAUAGGCUUCCCACCGGAGAGGAAGGUGGAGCUUAACCUCGUUCCAAUGAUCUUCGGGAGGACCCUUAAAGGAACAAACUUUGGUGGUGUGAAAAUCCACUCCGAUCUUCCUAAAAUCAUUCAGAAAUGCAUCAACAAGGUAAUAUAUAAUUUCAUGUUUCAAAUCAUGGGUUGUGAAAUAUUUGUGCUUCUUUUUGAGCAGGAAAUUAAUCUUGGUGAUCUCAUAACUCAUGAGGUUUCACUUGCUGAUAUUAACAAAGGAUUUAUGGAGUACAUGAAGCAGCCUAACUGUGUCAAGGUCAUUAUCAAGUUUUGAGGGAAAUUUAGUGGAAUUGAAUGCUGAUGUAUUUGGUUUGAAUGUUAAUUUAUGGAUGUGAAAUGUUGAAUAAAGCCAAAAUUAGUGUUCAACUUUGUAAGCAAAACAUGUUAAUGAAGUUGAUGCCAUUUUGUUGGAAACA
Molecule: messenger RNA, 1436 nt
Organism: Salvia splendens (bonfire salvia)
Lineage: Eukaryota; Viridiplantae; Streptophyta; Magnoliopsida; Lamiales; Lamiaceae
Product: 8-hydroxygeraniol oxidoreductase
Exons: 6
Coding region: 104-1294 (396 amino acids)
Biological process (GO): formaldehyde catabolic process
Cellular component (GO): cytosol
Molecular function (GO): zinc ion binding; S-(hydroxymethyl)glutathione dehydrogenase [NAD(P)+] activity; alcohol dehydrogenase (NAD+) activity
Source: RefSeq, a predicted model, not a curated record